This is a messenger RNA of Nomascus leucogenys (northern white-cheeked gibbon), 2490 nucleotides long. Its product is annotated as zinc finger protein 354A-like. Gene Ontology annotation, biological process: regulation of DNA-templated transcription. The record is from RefSeq and is a predicted model, not a curated record. Gene Ontology annotation, molecular function: DNA-binding transcription factor activity, RNA polymerase II-specific; RNA polymerase II cis-regulatory region sequence-specific DNA binding. NCBI's taxonomy places the organism in Eukaryota, Metazoa, Chordata, Mammalia, Primates, Hylobatidae.
UGAGCAGCGCCGAGCCUGAGGUCGCCCAGACGCCGUCGGGGCGGAGCCGGGUCGCGAGGCUGCACCCCGGCCGGUGGUUCCGGAGCUUCCCGCCUGCGGAGUGCGGCUGGGGAGGCGCGGCCCGGGAACGCCCGAGCUUAGGGAGAUCUGCCUUCUGGAGACUGCACCGUCCUCACGGAGAGCCAGAAAGAGGACAUGGCUGCCGGGCAGCGGGAAGCGAGGCCCCAGGUGUCACUGACAUUCGAGGACGUGGCUGUGCUCUUUACCCGGGAUGAGUGGAGAAAGCUGGCUCCUUCUCAGAGAAACUUGUACCGGGAUGUGAUGCUGGAGAACUAUAGGAACCUGGUCUCACUGGGGCUCCCAUUUACCAAACCAAAAGUCAUCUCCCUGUUGCAGCAAGGAGAAGAUCCCUGGAAGGUGGAGAAAGACAGUUCUGGCGUCUCCUCUUUAGGAUCGAAGAGCAGUCAUAACACCACAAAGUCAACGCAAACACAAGACUCUUCAUUUCAGGGACUGAUACUGAAAAGAUCCAACAGGAAUGUACCUUGGGAUUUGAAAUUAGAAAAGCCUUACAUAUAUGAAGGCAGAUUAGAGAAAAAGCAGGAUAAAAAGGGAAGUUUUCAGAUAGGUUCAGCUACCCACAAAAAAAUCCCCACUAUAGAAAGAAGCCAUAAAAAUACCGAAUUGAGCCAAAACUUCAGCCCAAAGUCAGUGCUUAUUAGGCAACAGAUACUUCCCAGAGAAAAAACACCACCAAAAUGUGAAAUACAAGGAAACAGCCUCAAACAGAAUUCACAUUUACUUAACCAACCAAAAAUUACAGCAGAUAAACGCUAUAAAUGUAGUCUGUGUGAAAAAACCUUCAUUAACACUUCAUCCCUUCGUAAACAUGAGAAAAACCAUAGUGGAGAGAAACUAUUUAAGUGUAAAGAAUGUUCAAAAGCCUUUAGCCAAAGUUCAGCUCUUAUUCAACAUCAAAUAACGCAUACUGGAGAGAAACCCUACAUAUGUAAAGAAUGUGGGAAAGCCUUUACUCUCAGUACAUCCCUUUAUAAACAUCUAAACCAUACUGUGGAGAAAUCCUAUAGAUGUAAAGAAUGUGGUAAAUCCUUCAGCCGAAGGUCUGGCCUUUUUAUACAUCAAAAAAUUCAUGCUGAAGAGAACCCUUGUAAGUAUAAUCCAGGUAGGAAGGCAUCUAGUUGCAGCACAUCCCUUUCUGGAUGUCAAAGAAUUCAUUCUAGAAAGAAGUCCUACUUAUGUAAUGAAUGUGGCAACACCUUUAAGUCUAGCUCAUCCCUUCGUUAUCAUCAGAGAAUUCACACUGGAGAGAAACCUUUUAAAUGUAGUGAAUGUGGGAGGGCCUUCAGCCAGAGUGCCUCUCUUAUUCAACAUGAAAGAAUUCACACUGGAGAAAAGCCCUAUAGAUGCAAUGAAUGUGGGAAAGGCUUUACUUCUAUUUCACGACUUAAUAGACACCGAAUAAUUCAUACUGGAGAGAAGUUUUAUAAUUGUAAUGAAUGUGGUAAAGCCUUAAGCUCCCACUCAACACUUAUUAUUCAUGAGCGAAUUCAUACUGGAGAAAAACCAUGUAAAUGUAAAGUAUGUGGAAAAGCUUUCAGACAGAGUUCAGCUCUCAUUCAACAUCAGAGAAUGCAUACUGGAGAAAGACCCUAUAAGUGUAAUGAGUGUGGGAAAACAUUCAGGUGUAACUCAUCGCUUAGUAAUCACCAGAGAAUUCAUACUGGAGAGAAACCAUAUCGAUGUGAGGAAUGUGGGAUAUCUUUUGGCCAAAGUUCAGCUCUUAUUCAACAUCGAAGGAUUCAUACAGGAGAAAAACCCUUUAAAUGUAAUACAUGUGGAAAAACUUUUAGACAAAGCUCAUCACGUAUUGCACAUCAGAGAAUUCAUACUGGAGAGAAACCCUAUGAAUGUAAUACAUGUGGGAAACUUUUCAACCAUAGGUCAUCUCUUACUAAUCAUUAUAAAAUUCAUAUCGAAGAGGACCCCUAGAAAGUCAAUUUGUAUGUGUGAAAGCCUUAAACCAAAGCUCAUCAAAGAAUACAUCCUUGAGAGAGAUGUAAUAAAUGUCAUGGAUGUGGAAAAAAAAGGUAAUAAUUUAGCCCUUAUUAGAUAUUCAAUUCCAUGGAUAAACCUCAACUAUAUAAUAGAUAUGAGGAAAGUGUUUGUGCUUGUCAGACACUUAAAAAAAUAACCUGAGAUGAAGAAUUUACAAUUGGAGACAUUGACUUUAGCCAUUUGUGAAAUGGGUUUGCUUUUUCCCUUUUCCUACAGACGUAUAUGCUAGAUGUCACGUGAUCAUCAGUAACAGAUAUCUGAGUGGGUGGGGAGGUAUGCUUUAGAUUUCUCAUUAGAAGACCACCAAACUGGUAAUAUUUUUAUAGCAUUUUAAUAGCAUACAAAUGAAUUGAUCAAAUUGUACCUUUUUAGAGAAAAGGACCAAAAUAAAAGAAAAAUGAAUUAUGAACUACC